Molecule: messenger RNA, 6052 nt
Organism: Pimephales promelas (fathead minnow)
Lineage: Eukaryota; Metazoa; Chordata; Actinopteri; Cypriniformes; Leuciscidae
Gene: sipa1l2a
Product: signal-induced proliferation-associated 1like 2, genome duplicate a
Biological process (GO): regulation of small GTPase mediated signal transduction
Cellular component (GO): cytoplasm
Molecular function (GO): GTPase activator activity; protein binding
Source: RefSeq, a predicted model, not a curated record
CUCUCCUCCAGCUGUCGUCCUAAAUUAGCUGAGCUCUGUGAAAGGAUAGCCGUUUCAACUGACCCCUUCUGCUCCUUGAAGCUCCAGCCGUCCGAGACACCCAAAUGCCGCCUGUCUUUCAUCAAACUGGUCACUCCUAAAGAAAAAUGGACUUGGAGUGAAAAGAAACCCCUUCAUGUGGACUCUAGGACAACUCUCAAGCUAGCCAGAUAGCUGGCCCUCGGACUCAAAUGGGUGGCCUAUGACGAUGUAACCGAUAGGGGGACUUGAGUUCUCGCUUUCCCAAGAAGCUGCAAGACGGUAAAACAAACCUUCCAUCGCUUGAGGGCUUCUCUAACGUCAUGCAGUCAUCUGAGGAAUUGUUUACCAGGAAGCUGAAAGCAUUGAAUGGGAGUAUGGGACAUCCAGCGACCAACACACAGGGCAAGCUGGAAGGGGGUGGGAAAACCAAUGGGACGCCCGCCAUGCCUAAAAUGGGGGUGCGAGCCAGGGUGACGGACUGGCCCCCGAAAAAGGAGGGUUGGGAAAGCCGAGGUGGGCCCAACUACGAAAGCGUCAUCGCGGCCUUUCAAAACGGGCAGCCGGACCAAAGCGGGGAGAUCACGGAUUUGGGGGAUUCGGAUUAUUCGGAUGCAAAAUAUUCCCUGAGUGACCUUCUAAGUCUAUCCCCUUUGAAGGGGCUUCAUCCCAUUCGCCAGCGGAGUAACAGUGACGUGACCAUCAGCGACAUUGAUGCGGAGGACAUAUUGGACCAGAACGCCGUCAACCCAAACACUGGCGCCUCGUUGCAUCGGGAAUACGGCAGCACUUCCUCUAUUGAUCGCCAGGGUCUCGGGAAUGAAGGGUUCUUUACCAUGUUGCGAGGGUACCGGAUCGACAGUUUGGACCAUCGCAGCGCCCCGCCCGUCGGUUUCCCAGAACUCCUUCGCUACGACACGACCCUCUCCCCGAGCUUGCAGACCGCCGCUCAAAUCGCCCGCGGUGAGAUCGUCCGAAUCUCAGGCUACGACUACGUGGACGGCUCGCUCCUCUACAGCCGAGAAAGAGAGAAGUCUUUCAUGCGUCGUCUCAAGUCGGAGUCAUCCGAGACGUCGCUUUUUAGGAAGUUGAGGACUAUUAAAAGCGAGAACGAUGGUUUGCGACUCUCCACCGAACAGGACGACCGCCGGCCGCUCAGUUUUCAGAAAUGCUUUGCUCACUAUGACGUCCAGAGCGUACUCUUCAACAUCAGCGAAGCGGUGGCGAACCGUAUCAGCCUCAACCAGAGGAAAAACACCACAACCGGAGCUUCUGCUGCCUCGCAGUACCAAAUCCCAGGAGGCGGACCGGUGGGUGCCAAUAAUACCGGACCUGCGUCCAUGUUCGAAUCGCCACUGGGAAGUCGGGAAGACCUCAAUCCCAAGGAGAACCUGGAUGCGGACGAGGGGGAUGGGAAAAGCAAUGGGUUGGUGCUCAAUUGCCCGCAUUUUCGCAAUGAGGUUGGUGGAGAGGGGGAGAGGAGGAUCUCUCUCUCCAGGGCCACUAACAGCACUUACAGUGCUGGAGGAGAAAACUGCUCUUUCGAGUCAUCCUUGAGCUCGCACUGCACCAACGCUGGUGUGUCUGUGCUGGAGGUGCCACGGGAAAGCCAGGCAAUCCACCGUGAAAAGGUCAAGCGGUACAUCAUCGAGCAUAUCGACCUGGGAGCGUAUUAUUACCACAAAUUCUUCUAUGGCAGAGAGCACCAGAACUACUUCGGGGUGGAUGAGAACUUGGGCCCGGUGGCCAUCAGCGUUCGGAGAGAAAAGCUGGACGAUGGGAAAGACAAAGAGGCAUCGCAGUUUAACUAUCGGGUCACCUUCAGGACCAGUCAGUUAACCACCUUACGCGGGGCGAUCCUGGAGGACGCUGUGCCGUCCACGGCGAGGCACGGGACGGCCCGCGGUCUCCCACUGAAGGAGGUGCUGGAGUACGUGGUGCCGGAGCUGAACAUCCAAUGCCUCCGACUGGCCCUCAACUCUCCCAAAGUCCCCGAGCAGCUCCUCAAGCUGGACGAGCAGGGGCUGAGUUUCCAGCACAAAGUGGGGGUCCUGUACUGUAGAGCGGGGCAGAGCACAGAGGAGGAGAUGUACAAUAACGAGAACGCCGGGCCGGCGCUGGACGAGUUCCUGGAUCUGCUCGGUCAGAGAGUCCGACUGAAGGGCUUCAGCAAGUAUAGAGCACAGCUGGACAACAAGACGGACUCCACCGGCACUCACUCGCUCUACACGACCUACAAGGACUAUGAGCUGAUGUUCCACGUGUCCACGCUUCUGCCCUACACACCCAACAACAGGCAGCAGUUGCUCAGAAAGAGGCACAUAGGAAAUGACAUCGUCACCAUCGUGUUUCAGGAGCCCGGUGCCUUGCCCUUCACACCCAAAAACAUCCGGUCCCAUUUCCAGCAUGUGUUCGUCAUUGUUAAAGUUCACAAUCCGUGCACUGAGAAUGUCUGCUACAGUGUUGCAGUUUCCAGAUCGAAAGACGUGCCUCCGUUCGGCCCUCCCAUUCCCAAAGCCGUGACCUUUCCCAAGUCCGCCGUCUUCAGGGACUUCCUGCUGGCUAAGGUGAUCAACGGGGAGAACGCGGCGCACAAAUCCGAGAAGUUUCGUGCCAUGGCGACCCGCACGCGGCAGGAGUAUCUCAAGGACCUCGCGGAGAACUUCGUGAGCACCACGACGGUGGACUCCGCGGUGAAGUUCAGCUUCAUCACGCUGGGCGCCAAGAAGAAGGAGCGCGUGAAGCCGCGGAAGGACGCGCAUCUGCACAGCGUGGGGGCCGUCACCUGGAGCGUGGUGGCGCGGGACUUCGGACAGUCUGCGGACGUGGAGUGCCUGCUGGGGAUCUCCAACGAGUUCAUCGUGCUGAUCGAGGAGGAGUCCAAGAAUGUGAUUUUUAACUGCUCCUGUCGGGAUGUCAUCGGUUGGUCUUCCGGCGUCAUGAGCAUCAAGAUCUUCUAUGAGCGCGGAGAGUGCGUGAUGUUUUCCGCACACGACAACUGUGGAGAGGACAUUAGAGAGAUCGUACAAAGACUUGAGAUCGUGACCCGCGGCUGCGAGACCACAGAGAUGACCCUGCGCAGGAACGGUCUGGGCCAGCUCGGCUUCCACGUGAACUUUGAGGGCAUCGUGGCGGACGUGGAGCCGUUCGGAUACGCGUGGAAAGCCGGUUUGCGGCAGGGCAGUCGGCUGGUGGAGAUCUGCAAGGUGGCGGUGGCGACGCUGACCCACGAGCAGAUGAUCGACCUGUUGAGGACCUCCAUCUCCGUCAAGGUCAUCAUCAUACAGCCCUAUAAGGACGGAGCUCCCAGAAGGGGAUGUUCAGAGCUCUACCGUAUUCCUAUGGUGGAGUAUAAGCUGGACAGUGAAGGAACGCCCUGCGAGUACAAGACGCCCUUCAAACGAAACACCACCUGGCACCGUGUGCCCACCAGCAGCCAGCCGGUCCCCCGCGGGUCCCCCACACAGGGCCCCGACCGCACGCCCUGCCAGCAGGUCCUCCAGAGCGCUAUCCCACGCAGCACCUCUUUCGACAGGAAGUUGCCAGAUGGACCCAGGACGGCUCAAGACAUGGAAAGCCCUCAGAUGUCCUGCAGUAAAGGAGAGGCGUCCCAACACUACCGCAGUUCGCCCAGUAACCAGUCGUCCUCCAGUGACCCCGGGCCCUGUGGGAGCGCUAGCUGGAACCAGCAGCCCGGAUACGACGGGUGUCAGUCUCCCGUUCUCCACGAGCGCUCCGCUGAAGCCCAGUGCAUGCUGGGAGACGGGGAGAGAGAGCCCACCCUUGAGAGAACACGCUCUGCAGAGGCGAAAUGGCACGUCCCUUCCACCAAGAUCCUCAACUCUUUGAAGGAAAGAGGGAAGGAUUCACCGAACAAGUUGACGCGGCAGGGCGGCGAUAAGACCUCCAGCCACUCCAGCAGUAACACUCUGUCCAGCAAUGCCUCCAGCAGUAACAGUGAUGAGAAGCACUUCGGCUCCGGGGACCUGAUGGAUCCAGAGAUGCUGGGUCUCACCUACAUUAAAGGAGCCUCCACUGACAGUGGCAUUGACACCGCACCCUGUAGCAUGACCCCAGGGGUGGCCAGUGCGUCUGUGGCCCGGGUCGUGCUCCAGGGCCGGGGCGCGUCUGAUCCGGGACACCCCUGGACGCCGGAGCUGACUGAAGAAGGUUCAGUGGAGGACGACCACGGGAGGUUGUAUCUUCCUCAGAGCUACGCCGCGGCUAUGGCCGCCGGACACACGCCCGCGGAUGGGAGUAUAGGAGACCUGAGCGAGAUCUCAUCUCAUUCCAGUGGCUCCCACCACUCCGGCAGCCCUUUACCCCACAGUUCCCAGUUCAGGCCCUCUCCAGAACAUCCCGGAGCCCAGGCCGUUCCCUACAGUAGCCAGGAGCCCGGGCCCAGCACUGACGCACACACACACAGCCGCCGUAGGAGGGCCGAUGACAAAAUGUUCCCGGACGAGCCCCCAAUUCAGCCCGAGUGUGGGGAGCUGUACGCCGGAGAGACACAGGAGAGAGAGCGGGACAAACCGAAGGACACGGGUCUGCAGCCCAACAUGUCGAAAGAAGAAUACAUGAAGAUGAUGCUUUGUGAAAGCCCCGGAGAGAGCGGACACGGGAAGGCAUCAGCGGCGGGAAGCCUGUCACCGAGGCGUUCCCUGUACCGGACCGUCUCGGACGAGAGUGUGUGCAGUAAUAGGAAGGGGUCGUCCUACGCCAGCUCGCGGAGCUCCAUGCUGGACCAGGCCAUGCCCAACGACAUCCUGUUCUCCAGCACUCCCCCGUACCACAGCACCCUGCCCCCCCGCAUCAGCCUCAACCAGCCCGCACCCAAGCUCAAGAAUGAGUUCUGGUUCUCUGACGGCUCGCUUGCAGACCGGGCAAAGUUCAGCGACCCGGGUCUCAUGCCUCUCCCAGACACGGCCACGGGCCUGGACUGGUCUCACCUCGUAGACGCGGCAAGGGCCUUUGAAGACCAGCGCGUGUCGUCGUUCUGCAGCAUGACGGACAUGCAGAGAGCCGAAGCGCUCCAGAUCUCGCGAGAACUCACCAGACGAGUGGCGGCCGCUGAAGGAGCUGCGCUGGAGGCCGGCGAUACGUCUCCGGCCACGCUGACGGGAAAAGUCAAUCAGUUGGAGGUGAUCUUGAGACAGCUGCAGUAUGACUUGAAAAAGGAGAAGGAGGACAAGGCGAUCCUGCAGGUGGAGGUGCAGAACCUGCGGCAGGACAACAUGCGUCUGCAGGAGGAGAGCCAGACCGCAGCCGCUCAGCUCCGGAGGUUCACCGAGUGGUUCUUCCACACCAUCGACAAGAAGCCUUGACGGAGACGCCGUCGGCCCGGAGUCCACAAGCACUGGAGAACUGCAGCCACCCACGCUAGCCAAGCCCAAUCCUACUGCAAUCCCAAUGAGAUGUAGAAUGUAAGGACGCCGGCUGGUGGCGCGGGGUUAGCGUGGAGAAUGUACUGAAGCACAUCCUGGAGGUGGACUAUGAAUGUAACGCAUCAUUUCCUUCAUUUCGGCCUCCGUUAUUGAAAGGUACACAAUCAAAACGUUGACGUUUCGACGGUACCUUUCGGCGCCCGCUCGUCGUGUCUCCUGAAUGAUUUCUGUCCGCUGAUCGAAACAUCCCUGAGGGGUUUCCUGAAGAAGUGUGUGUGUGCAUGAACUCGCUCGCUCUGUUCCUGAAACACACACACGCGCAGUGAACCGCAGUCACAUGCCAAACCCUGUCCAUCUCUGUACAGAACCUCCAAUCAAGUGUCUUGUAUUUAACACUGUUAUUUAAGCUUAUUUAACCUAAAUUAGUUUAUUUUAUUAAAGUGGAAACGGCAAGGCAGAGAGACCGUGUCCGAUUCAUAGAUUUAUUGAUGAUUUGUCUGGGUUUUUUUUCUCCCUCAUUCCAACAUUUGGAUGCUGCUAGAUAACACUUUGGUUUCUACGCUUUUACAAAUGUGUUUCUCUGUAAAUUGAGUUUGUGUAAGAUGGGACAUUGGUUGCUUUUUUUAAAUAAAUGUAGUAUGUAAAAUCAA